AUGCGUGGUCAGCAAGACGAUGACACUUCCACGAAAGUGCCGGCUUCCGCGUAUCCGGAAAGAGAAAUAGACAGCGCGGCUACUACACUAAUCGCCAGCGCAGCGUCGUCGAAGUCCCACAGCUUCGAUGAACGGCGCAAGUAUGCGGAUAUAGAGUUGGAGAAGUUCGACGCAAAGACCCUGCGUCGCGACGAAGCGGAUGAGCGCUUACUGGACCAUGAGGACGAUGACGAUGAAAGGCAUGAGCACACGCUCGCGGACGAAACGGCAACCUUGUUGAACACCAUCCCAGAAGCGGCCGAAACGGCACGAGUCGACGAAGGGGAGCCGCCGGCACCACCACCAUCGACCGACAAGAAACGAGAUGGACCGAUCUCAUGGUCUGCCCUCCCGGCGAAAGACCAGCUUGCGAUCCUCACGCUCGCACGGUUGGCCGAGCCGCUUGCGCAGACGAGCUUGCAGGCAUACAUGUUCUACCAGCUCAAGUCCUUUCACGCUCCCGGUCAGCCUCCGCCGUCCGACGAUACCGUCGCAAGACAAGCGGGCAUCCUCUCCGCCUCCUUCGCUGGCUCGCAGUUCUUAACAGCCAUCAUUUGGGGUCGCCUCGCUGAUAGUGCUUGGUUUGGCCGUAAGCGCGUGAUCUUGAUUGGCGUACUCGGCACCGCAAUUGGGACCGUAGGUUUCGGCUUCUCCAGCAGCUUCGCAAUGGCGGUCUUCUGGCGAUGCAUGGGUGGCAUGCUGAACGGGAAUAUUGGAGUCAUGCGGACCAUGAUCAGUGAGAUUGUGCGGGAGAAGAAGUACCAGAGUCGUGCGUUCCUGCUCAUGCCUAUGACGUUCAACAUCGGCGUGAUUAUCGGACCGUUGCUGGGUGGGCUGUUGGCGGAUCCAGUGGGCAGCUACCCUCAUCUGUUUGGUGAGAAUGGAGGAGGCUGGUUGCGGACCUGGCCGUAUGCGUUGCCGAACGUGGUGAACGCUGUCUUCUUGUUCUGCGGCGCCAUGAGCGUGCUGCUCGGUUUGGACGAGACGCACGAGUCGCGCAAGGAUAAGCCGGAUUUCGGCCGUCGGGUCGGAAAGUGGAUUGCUAGAAGUGUGUUCCGACGGAGACACGAGCAAGCGUACGAAGCACUUGCCGGGCACGAGACUGCUGCGGAGGAUAUCGAGCUGGAAGCGGCGCGCAUUAGCCACACCAAGCCUCCUCCGAGUGUUCGCCACAGACUGCCAUUCCGCCGUAUCUGGACUACCAAUGUGCUGUUCACCCUUGUCGCUCACGGCUUACUGGCUAUGCACGUCGGUACCUUCAACAACAUAUGGUUCGUCUUCCUCUCAACGCCUCGCUAUUCGCCAGGCACUACGAACAACGACGGUAACAGCACGACGCUGCAUCUCCCGCCGGGCUACCACCAACACUUACCCUUCACUUUCACCGGCGGCCUAGCGCUGCCCCCUCCCAGUAUUGGCACCUCUCUAGCGAUCCUCGGCGUCAUCGGCAUUAGCUUGCAGCUUUUGCUCUACCCAACAUUGAGCUACAGACUCGGCACGCUUACAAGCUUCCGCGGCUCGCUUCUACUCUUCCCCUUCUCGUAUCUACUCGCGCCUUACCUCGCCAUGAUCCCAUCCAUCAACCCGCCACCCGGCCAAGCCAGUGGUGCGCUAGUCUGGAUCGCAAUCACGGUCGUGCUGCUGAUUCAGGUGACGGCGCGGACAUUCGCACUGCCUUCCACCGCCAUCUUGGUGAACAAUAGCUCGCCUCAUCCGUCUGUCCUGGGUACAGUGCACGGGAUUGCGCAAACGGUGAGUUCGGCGACGAGGACGGUAGGCCCGGCCUUGAUGGGCUGGAUCUAUGGGAUUGGCCUUCAGCAUGGCGUUGUUGGCACGGCGUGGUGGUCUAUGACCGGUAUCGCGGUUGUUGGGGCUUUUGCUUCGUUGUGGGUUAGGGAGGGGAGCGGGCAUGAGAUAUGGCUUGAAGGGGAGAUGGAAGAGGAGGGGAAGGGGUAG
Baudoinia panamericana UAMH 10762 is the source of this 1995-nucleotide messenger RNA. RefSeq lists its product as uncharacterized. Gene Ontology annotation, molecular function: transmembrane transporter activity. The record is from RefSeq and is a predicted model, not a curated record. The transcript has a single exon. Lineage: Eukaryota; Fungi; Ascomycota; Dothideomycetes; Mycosphaerellales; Teratosphaeriaceae. The coding region runs from base 1 to 1995 and encodes 664 amino acids. Gene Ontology annotation, biological process: transmembrane transport.